UGGCUGUCCUGAGCUGGAAUUUCCUCACCUCAUACUACGGAGCCAAGGUUUCACGUGUGCUCGUGUGUUUACCGGGCGAAUUCCACGUGUGUGAGGCCGCUGACUCCUCCCCUGCACGGGACGGGAGGCUCCCCGCCCACCGGAGUUCAUAAAAGUUUAGCCCGUGUCCAAGUCUGAGAGAAUACUUGGAGAAGUUAUCAAGGAGCGAUUAUUAGAAUCUGUCGACCGACUUGGCUGGCUGGGUAGAAUAACAUUAGAAAGUUGUUGUGAUCCAGGAACAUUAAGGACGCAGAAAAUAACAAAUUUGUAAUUCAACAACUUUAAAAAAGAAGAAUUUCCUAGAGGACUGGACUACAUUUGGCUUGAAAUUGUAGAACGAUGGCUACUCACAAGCGGAUCCUGAGCGCCCUGGGGAACGGACAGGCCCGGAGAAACCUGUUCGGCCCAGUGGACCGAGAGCAGCUGCAGGCGGAGUACCAGGCUGCCCUGCGCAAAGAUUUGGAAGAGGCUUCAAAGCGCUGGGGCUUCGACUUCAUGUCAGACAAGCCUUUAGAGGGCAGUGAUUUCCAGUGGGAGGGCAUCCCAGGCAACGGGGUGCCACUGCUCUAUAGAUCCUGCAUGCUCGGUCUGGGUAAGACUGAAGGCAAGAGGGCGGCAGAGAAGACAGUUUCUGCCAGAAGAGGAAGGGUGGGGCCACCACAGAGCGAGAAGGAGAACAUCCCUCAGACACCAGAGAAAUGUAAACUCAGCCUGGACAACCUGGAGAAAACGCCGGACAGAGGCGAGAACACGGGGCUGAAGAGGAAACAGACAAACCUCACAGAUUUCUAUCAGGCCAAAAGAAGAGUGGUUUGGAUGCCACGCAAAUCUGGCGAGUGAUAUGUGCUGGAGCUUUUGCUGCAAAGGUGCCAACAUUCCAGGAGAACCACACAAACAGUGCUUCACUCAGGAAUCAAAUGUUCAGCACAGACUCUGCACAGCUACUCAGCAGGAGGUCGUGUUACCCGCGAAUCAUCUGAAAACAGAGGGGACCUCAUGUCAUUGCUGUAAGGUUAAUUAGGGUACUCUAUUCGCUUUGAGGGGAGGGGGUGGGGGGUUGGUGUUUUUCCCAGUGGUAAGAAGGGGACGUUUGAGCAGAGAAGAUUAACAGUAAUCUCUGGAAUCCGUGGAUUUAUACUCAUUUGGAUCAAGGGGUUGCCAAAGUGUUGACGGACAUUUCCUGCUGGGCAUUCCACGGUGCCAAAAUCGCAGUCAGGUUUAAGCCACAGGAAAAGAUGGACGAUCACAGUAACUGGAUACACUUGAACCAGGUGCUAAGUUGGUUGAAAUCAUUUUUGUCUCAUGAGGAAAUUAAGGCGUGUCCACGACAAAAGCUGCAGAGUGACUGAAAAUGGUAGAGAAUGGAUGAAGUGCCUUGGCUUGCCUUUGUUCAAAUCCACUAUUGUUUUUCUACAGUGUUGUUUUUUUUUUAAUGUGUAUCACGAGGGCUAGAAGUCUUGUUUUUUAUACUCUCCAAAGUGUGUAAUACGUUGUAUAUCGAGCUGUACAAUCAUGCUUUAUCUACCAUCAUGUACUCAUAGGAAAAUGCUUGAAAAUGUCUGAUAUCUUGAACAUGCAGUUUGCUUUGCUUAGAUUGUCAAUGACAGAAGUGCCAUCUUGUUGUCUUCCAUCCUUUCCAUCUACUGUAUGUCGACUGAUUUUCAAAGCAUGUCUUCACAGCCGCCCUGCCCAACACCAGAUAAUGUAGGUUAUGAGUGUAGCACCAUAACACUGAAACACUAUAUAUGUCAGAGAUUUAUCUAUAGAGUUUAAUAUAGCAUUGUGAAGAAACAUUGCAGUAUUGCACAUAAAUCUGAUAGCGGUGUUUAUUGAACACCCAGUAUCAAGUGCCUUUCAGGCAUUUGUUUCUGUAUUUGAAGCUCCAUUAAAGACAAUCAGAAUCAUUUAGUAAGCUAAAGUGGCGUGCUUUAUUCUUCUCUAUUCGCAAGUACAGUGCAAUUUAACCGCCAAUGUGUAACAGUCUGCCUCAAAACUGAUAGAACGUUUGUUCUCGACACUUAUUUAUGGCCAUGUUGGCAAAUUCUGCUGCUAUGGGUAAUCUGAAUGGGUGUCAAACAAAGUCACUGUAACGCUAAUCUUGUUAGCAAACACUAAAGCUAAGCAAAUAAGAGAAUUACCACAAAACAAUGAAUGCACUUCUGUUUAUAGAUGCUUGUGCACAGGUCCUACAUGUUGUUUUAUGUUAAAAGCUGCAAAUGAAAAGAUCUAUCCUUAUUUAUUGUGAGAUGCCUUGUGAUGUUUAAUUAUUAUGAGAAUUCCAGAUUCAAAUAAAAUAUUCAAAUGAA
Messenger RNA from Acanthochromis polyacanthus (spiny chromis), 2345 nucleotides. It is a transcript of the gene cdkn1a, whose product is annotated as cyclin-dependent kinase inhibitor 1A. Gene Ontology annotation, cellular component: nucleus. The record is from RefSeq and is a predicted model, not a curated record. Gene Ontology annotation, molecular function: cyclin-dependent protein serine/threonine kinase inhibitor activity. Gene Ontology annotation, biological process: signal transduction by p53 class mediator; regulation of mitotic cell cycle. The transcript is spliced from 3 exons. Lineage: Eukaryota; Metazoa; Chordata; Actinopteri; Pomacentridae. The coding region runs from base 379 to 879 and encodes 166 amino acids.